Molecule: messenger RNA, 1473 nt
Organism: Dama dama (fallow deer)
Lineage: Eukaryota; Metazoa; Chordata; Mammalia; Artiodactyla; Cervidae
Product: cytochrome P450 2C18-like
Exons: 10
Biological process (GO): xenobiotic metabolic process
Cellular component (GO): cytoplasm; intracellular membrane-bounded organelle
Molecular function (GO): iron ion binding; oxidoreductase activity, acting on paired donors, with incorporation or reduction of molecular oxygen, reduced flavin or flavoprotein as one donor, and incorporation of one atom of oxygen; heme binding
Source: RefSeq, a predicted model, not a curated record
AUGGAUCUGGCUGUGGCCCUGGUGCUCUGUCUCUGCUGUCUUCUUCUCCUCUCACUCUGGAAACAGCGCUCUGGGAAAGGGAAGCUCCCGCUGGGCCCCACUCCUCUCCCAAUUCUUGGAAACAUCCUACAAUUAGAUGUUAAGGAAAUCAGCAAAUCUGUAAGCAGUCUCUCAAAAGUCUACGGUCCUGUGUUCACUCUGUAUUUUGGCAUGAAGCCCACUGUGGUCUUGCAUGGAUAUGAAGUAGUGAAGGAAGCUCUGAUUGACCUGGGAGAGGAGUUUUCUAGAAGAGGCAGUUACCCAGUGCUUCAAAGAGCUACUAAGGGAUACGGAAUCGCUUUCAGCAAUGGCAAGAUAUGGAAGGAGACCCGGCGCUUCUCCCUCAUGACCCUGAGGAAUUUCGGGAUGGGGAAGAGGAGCGUUGAGGACCGUAUUCAAGAGGAAGCACGCUGCCUUGUGGAGGAGUUGAGAAAAACCAAUGGGUCGCCCUGCGAUCCCACUUUCAUCCUGGGCUGUGCCCCCUGCAAUGUGAUCUGCUCCAUUAUUUUCCGGAAUCGUUUUGAUUAUAAAGAUCAGAUUUUUUUAGAUCUAAUGGAAAGACUGAAUGAAAACAUCAGGCUUCUGGGCUCUCCAUAGCUGCAGCUCUGCAGUUUUUUCCCUGCUCUCCUUGAUUAUAUUCCAGGAAAACAUAAGAAAUUCUUUGAAAAUUUUGCUUGUUUGAAAAGUUAUGUUUUGGAGAAAACAAGGGAACACCAAGCAUCUCUGGACAUUAACGACCCUCAGGACUUUAUUGAUUGUUUCCUGAUCAAGAUGGAACAGGAAAAGCACAAUCAAGAACUGGAGUAUACAGCUGAAAACUUGGCAAACACUGUAUUGGAUUUGUUUGUAGCUGGGACAGAGACGAUGAGCACCACACUGAGAUAUGGGCUCCUCCUCCUGCUGAAACACCCUGAGGUCAUGGCUAAGGUCCAGAAAGAGAUUGACCGUGUCAUUGGCAGACACCGGAUCCCCUGCAUGCAGGACAGGAGCCACAUGCCCUACACGGAUGCUGUGAUCCACGAGAUCCAGAGAUACAUUGACCUGGCCCCCACCAACCUGCCCCAUGCUGUGACCCGUGAUAUUACAGUCAGAAACUACUUCAUCCCCAAGGGCACUAAUAUAUUAACAUCACUGACUUCUGUGCUACAUGAUGACAAAGAAUUUCCCAACUCAGAGGUGUUUGACCCUGGCCACUUUCUGGAUGAGAGUGGCAACUUUAGGAAGAGUGACUAUUUCAUGGCUUUCUCAACAGGGAAACGGAUUUGUGUGGGAGAGGGCCUGGCCCGCGGGGAGCUGUUUUUAUUCCUGACCACAAUUUUACAAAAAUUUACCUUGAAAUCUGUGGUUGACCCAAAGGACCUCGACACCACCCCAGUUGUCAAUGGGUUAGUUUCUGUGCCACCUUUUUACCAGCUCUGUUUCAUUCCUAUGUGA